ACAAAAUAAAACAAAGCAAAAUGUGUGAGGAGGUGUUUUUAUGGUAGAAGACCUCCUCACAUAGACAGACCUCUAGUGCCUGCUUUUUAUCUCUGAUUGAGGCUGUUGGUUCCCAUCUCCACCUGACUUCUCAAUGGUUAAAUUGAACUGUGGAUAUGAUUCUGCAGCAUUAGUCUUGAUGUAAUGUUUAAGGGGGGCAAUUCCAGGAGAGCAUUAAAGAAACACAGUGCAAUCCAGUUGAUAAAUAACACAAUUAAGUCUGAAUUAAUGACAUUUCUGUCACUGGGUGCUCAGCUGUGUGAGAAGUAACUAAUCACAGGCGAGCAGACUCAGUCAUUAUCUCUCAGCAUCACUUAAAAAAGAAGACCGUAAACCCAACUGUGUGCCAUCAAUGGCUUAAACCUAUGAGGCUUUGGUGUUUCAUUGAUGACAAGGACGAUCCUCUCCUCCCUGCUACACAGAAACACAACUGCUGACCUUUCUCUCUCUAAAGUGGUCGCUUGCCAUUGAAUUUCUUGCUGAAGCAGAAGGCGAAGCAAGUACACAUCAACAGCCCUCAGCGGAUGGCAAGGCUGCUGUUGAGGACUUGUUUCCACUAUGAAAAUCAAAAAAGAAAAUCAAUCAAUGAAACCAAACAAUUUGUGAACAAAGGGGGAGAAAUGCUGGGCUUUGACUACUUAUAAAAGCACACACACACACAGACACACACACACAAACAGAGAGAGCCUUGAAUAUAUACAGCAUGGCAGAAAGAACAAAAGGAAUGCCUCCAGGGUGACCCUUGACCUUUGGAAUAGACUUUCUCCGGCUCCAGAGAGGGUGUUGACUUAGAAAAUAAGGCACCGUGAAAAGCCCUCCCCCCCCCUCGAGCUUUUUCCUUCAUGUCUUCCUCAUUCCCCUUUUCAGCUGCUGUGUGUGUCUGAUGACGACAGGGUCAUUACACAUCUGAGCUGAGAGAGGCACAAACACACACAGAGCUCUCAAGGAUCGAUGCGAGACUGUCCUCAGGAGCCUCCUCACUAUUUACUGAUGUUGAAAGUGUUCAGAACUGAAGGUUGGAAAUUGAGUGCGUGUGUGCAUGACAGUGUAAGCGUGCUGACUUCUAAGAAUAGCUGCAACCUGGUGUGUAUGCAUGUGUGUGUGUUUGGAGUCAGACAGAGGUAAUGAUUAACCUUUCCAGACUGUGUUUCUGGCCCUGAGAGUUGCACCCAGUCUGCCACCCCCAGCACCUCUUCUCAGCUGUCCCUCCUCCCCUCAGCCAAAUCCAAUUGUCUCGGCUAGUGUGGUGUCCAUUCUGUAAAACAACAGAGGUGCUAACACUCAGUCAAAUCUGCUGUCUUUGGGUAAAAAAAAUCUCCAUUGCACAGGAGGUCUAAUUGAGAACAGAUAUUUACACUUGUCUGGUAUGUUGCUGUUGCCCAACAACCCCCACAUUCCUCACAGAACAUAAGUUUAUCAUCCAUUAAAUACCAAGAAAACUCAGGAGCAAUAUGCUGUUUAUGCUUCCACAGCAUCCCUAAUGUCUAAUAUCUACAUUAGCUCAUACCACCUGCUUCUUCCAGUUUCUUACAUUGCAUGAAGUGUCUAUAAUAAGGGAUUGUGCCACUAUUAUCAUCUACUAUGAAAUGACAGUGAACAUUUUAGCGCUCACUUGGUAUUGAACAAGCAGGAGAAGUCUUUAUUCUGAAUGAGGGUUGCAUGUGGACCCAUGAAACAAACCAGAUUGAAACAGACCAGCAGUAGACAACUGACUGAAGCAGAACAGAGAGGGUUGGUGUGACAGAUGGCCGCAGGCUGUCAGCUAGUUAGCUUAUCUCCAGCAAGAAGAAGCCCGAGACACAAGGGGGCUGAAAGGCUGCAGUGCAGACAAGCAGGUGGGGAGGCAGACAUCCAGCCCACAGACAGUCACACAGACAGAUGCUCAGACAGAGACUACAGUAAGAAUUCAGGUGUUUGGGUUGACAAACAUGCUGCGCAACUAGGACAAUGUCACACACACCUACACAAGAUGUACCUGAAAUAGUGUCAGUUUGUAACACGAGGAGUUCGACACCUCCCUCACGAUGGCGUUUAAAAAUUAAAAAUUCAGUUAAACGAGCCCUGCACUUAGAACACGGUGUGUUGAUACAGGGCCACUCAAAUUAUCUGUGUUUUUAUAAACGCGUGUGUGUUGAGAAGCAUUACUCAUUAGAUGUAAGCUCAUCUGCUGUCAGAACAAGCUGUGAACAUACUCUUUACAUGGUGACUCCCUGUGCAUGGAAGAGCCUGUCCAUCUUGCGUUUCCUGUGCUGAUAUUCUGAACAGAACAAGUUUGGCUUUGCUUACCUGUAAGAGACAUUUGAGCUGGACAGAAACCUGCAGAAGUCGCUGGUAGAAACUGGAGGCAUGGAUAUUAAAGCACAAGUGUUGACCAUGUUGCAUUAUGCAAAGUGUGAGGCGCAAUGUUUUCUGGAGCUCGACUCAGACAAGGGAUUAAAAGCCAAGAUAUGAACUGAUAAUCAACUUUUUUUCUCUGAGGACUGAACUCAUGUUUUUUCUUUACACUGUGAUAUUAUUUAGGGCAAAGAAUCUGAAUACUUGUUGCUUCAGUCCUUUUCUAGCUGACCCUUUAUUUACCUCUUUCUCAUUUCUUUGUCUAACUUUCAAGUCUUUGCUUUAAUCAUGCCAUGUUUUCUCUCCCCGCUGUGGUUCUCACCUACCACCAGUCUGAAUAUCUGAGGGGAGGUGAGCCCACAAGUCAGGGGAAACGGGGCAGUCAGUGAAGUCCUGAAUAGCAGGGUGUUUUCAGGCUGCAAUGACAGGCUCAGACAGGCAGCCGCUCUAAUGACCUAUGACGCCAGGCUAUGUCUCUCUCAGCAAUAACAAACACACACACACACACACACGCACACACACAGGGCCCCACAGGUGAGCUCUACCAGGAAGUCCACUAUCAGCUGUUAAGAAAGUCCUAAGCGGCCGUUUCCUUAUCAACCAUGGCUGUUCAUGUAUCUGUAAAACAUGCCAGGAUUGGAGACUGUCUGACAUGUGUUUUAAACACAAAAGACACUUUCUGAUUCUUAUCUUAAAAAUAAAUUAAUCUUUUUCUUACAUGUAGACUAAGGUAGAUUGCUGGGUACUCAGUUUCCCGCAGCACCCCGUGAGGAUGGAUUUACGAUAAACUCCCUGAGGCUUGGCUCAGUCCAACUUCAAAGAACACAGCCCCUCUUGUUUUAUGGAAGGCAUGCUUUCAGUUUUACUGGCCUCCUUCUUUCUCCUCUUUUUCUGUCUCUCUUCUCCCAGUGUUGCCCCCCACCCCCCUCUGCUUCUAAUGAAGGCUAAUGACAGGCCAGGCUAAGUCCGCUUGGGCCGGCAGAGAUCCUGCCGCAUUAACAUUGCAGUUUGUCUCAGACGGGACCUUCCAAAUUACCAGUUACAUUCACAGCUACUGCCAGAUGAAAGAGGGAGGUCAAAUGGGAAAGAUGGGCGCAACUGAAAUGUCUGAAAAGGGCUGUAUUCGUUUUUCUGUGUAUUAAUCCAUCUUUCAAGUUUUUUUAACCUUUGCAUGUCUUGCAUAGGCUGAGUUUGUCUAAGGGACAGAUUGUUGAGCAGUUGAAAGCUAUUAGGUAAUAACCCUAAAAAGCACAGGAAAUGCUUAAAAGAUCAGAAGAGGAAGUAAAGUUGCAUAAAUAACAGUCUAAAUAUGUGAGAAGCAUUCUUUCUCCUCUCCAUCCCGCCCCUUCCCUGUCUCCCUAUAUUUCCCUUGCGCCUGACUGGCUCCCACUUUUCUGGCUGGGAGUAGCUGGGAGCCAGAUUUCUGUGGAACAGAGAUAUGAAGGGAGAGACGGACGGCACAGGAGGCACUCUAAAGGGGAGGAGGAGUUUGGAAACUGGAGCAUGGCCAAUGCUACACUUCUUUUACGCUCAGGGGAAACUUUACACUGAUUCCCUGGCAUUGCAGGAAUCAGGUGAGCGGGCCCAUUGGUGCGUGGUGGCAUACUGGGAGGAGAAAACGCGUGUUGGUCGCCUCUACUCGGUCCAGGAGCCCUCCCUGGACAUCUUCUAUGAUCUACCUCAAGGGAAUGGCUUCUGCCUGGGCCAGCUCUGCUCCGACAACAAGUCACAACUGGUGCAGAUGGUGCGAGCUAAGAUCGGCUAUGGCAUCCAGCUGACGCGCGAGCCAGACGGGGUGUGGGUCUACAACCGCAGCUGCUACCCCAUCUUCAUUAAGUCGGCCACACUGGACAACCCGGACUCGCGCACACUGCUGGUGCACAAAGUGUUCCCCGGAUUCUCCAUCAAAGCUUUUGACUAUGACAAGGCCUGCAGCCUGCAGAGGCCGAACGACCAUGAGUUCACGCAGCAGCCUCGCACAGGCUUUACGGUGCAGAUAAGCUUUGUUAAAGGCUGGGGACAGUGUUACACCAGACAGUUUAUCAGUAGUUGCCCGUGUUGGUUGGAAAUCAUCUUCAACACUCGAUAGCAGCAGCUUUCCUCCUCUUCAUCCACACCUCUUCGGUUCUCUUACAAAAAAGACUUAACCCACUUUCCUCUUUUUUUGUUCCAGAGGCUCAACAGACAGAAAAAAAGGAUUUAGAAGCAGAAGAAAGUAUGAAAUCCUGACGGACUUUGUUUAAUAAAUGACUGAGAUUUAAUUAAAUAAGAAGUGAAAAAAUGUAUUUUAUGUUAUAUAUAAAUAUAUUAUUAAUUGUAAAUAUGAAGACGUUUUAUAUGCAUCAUUAUUUAUGUAUUGUGCAAUGUGUUGAUGAGAAAAGAAAAUAAGAUGCACUUUGCUUAAUAUAAAUGCAAAACAAACAAAUGCCAAAAUAAAAAAAAAAGUUAAUACUUCCUUGUUCGGUCUAUCUUUGAUAUUGUGUUGAUUUCAUUACGUUUUACCAAUGUUCUUUUUUGUGCAUGAUUCAAAUCAUGCUAU
This is a messenger RNA of Melanotaenia boesemani (Boeseman's rainbowfish), 4912 nucleotides long. RefSeq names its product SMAD family member 7 (gene smad7). Gene Ontology annotation, molecular function: transcription regulator inhibitor activity; I-SMAD binding. Gene Ontology annotation, cellular component: heteromeric SMAD protein complex. Bases 3812 to 4462 code for a protein of 216 amino acids. The record is from RefSeq and is a predicted model, not a curated record. Lineage: Eukaryota; Metazoa; Chordata; Actinopteri; Atheriniformes; Melanotaeniidae. The transcript is spliced from 2 exons. Gene Ontology annotation, biological process: SMAD protein signal transduction; cell differentiation; regulation of transcription by RNA polymerase II.